Messenger RNA from Gossypium arboreum, 533 nucleotides. RefSeq names its product protein CASPARIAN STRIP INTEGRITY FACTOR 1-like. NCBI's taxonomy places the organism in Eukaryota, Viridiplantae, Streptophyta, Magnoliopsida, Malvales, Malvaceae. The transcript has 3 exons. Bases 91 to 336 code for a protein of 81 amino acids. The record is from RefSeq and is a predicted model, not a curated record.
AGCUAUCAUUUGGUUCAUAUUCUACCUUGAAUGAGAAAAUAAAAAGCUUCUGAAAUAUUAGCAAAAAAGAAAAAAAAAAAUAGUGUAAACAUGCAUGUGAAGAAGAUUGUUCUACUUUUUGUCAUGGUUUCAGCUUUUCUUUUAUCAACUUCAAUGGCAGGUCGACGACCCAAGUUCCUGAACUUGUUGGCUGAGGAAACGGAUGCAAGCUUUGAGGAUAGUGGUGAAGCAACUGCAGUCCAUGAACGGCUGCUUAGAGCAAACACGAGAGACUACGGGAAAUAUGAUCCAUCACCAGCACUUGUCAAGCCUCCUUUUAAGGUUAUAAAUAAUUGAUCAUCAUCAACACAACUUGGCUGCUGGCAUCCUAUCAUAUAUUACUUAAAUAAAUGAACCACUAUAAUUAGGGUUUAUUUUAUGUUAUAUUAUAUGCCAUAUUAUUAUAAACCCUAUGUAUUAGCUUUAUAGUUAGGAUGUUUACUUUCUCAGAUGUGAUCUGGAUUCGAAUCAUACAAAUCGAGUUGUUGUUAUAA